GCAUCCGUAGUUUGAUGACGUCGCGGCCAAACAUGGCGGCUUGCUUCGAAUGAGUGAGCUGAAGGAAAAUGACAACAAACGUGUUUGCGAAAACAAGAACAGACUUUGAAAAGAAAGUAUAGCUGCUGUAAGCCACGGAGCAUCCACGAAGCAGUUAAUACAACAAUGUUCAGCAGAAGCUGCGUCGUUAUUGCCUGUUUUAGUGAAGUAUGUCAGAUCCUGCUGCUGCUGCCUCUCCUGAGUUCACCGACCUGUGGAGGAGUGUUUCCAAACUUUGUCACAGCAAAACAAUAGACAAGAAAACAGAAAAGCAGAUGCCUGGUACAACAACAUCCCCCAUGUGUAAAGAUUUGCAGAGUCCUAAGCGCAGAGGCUUUAGCAGAUACCCCGGCCUGAAUAAUGGGGAUUCUCCAGGUGACGUGGAACCAACACAAGACAUUUUCUGGGAUUCAACAUCUCCCACUCCAGCUAUUACUGGCCUCAAGAACACCAGAGUUGUGGAAAUAUCAGACAUUGUCAACCGAAUUGCUCCAAAGGAUGUGAAACAGAAAGUGACUGAAUCUCCUCUGCUGCAGUGGAUAGGUGACAGUGCAGUCCCUUGCACACCAGACAUGCCAAAGCCAAGAGUCAGGAAGAAGUCCUCUCGGCAGAGCAGUGUGGAGGACCUCAAGAAACUGGCCAGGCAGUUUGAUGAGAACAUGCAACAAGACAGGGAGACUUCAGAACAGCUUAACACAUUCAACAAUAACCCCAAUAAAUGUUUGGGGACUUCCAAAACAAAACUGACAGAGACAUCAUUCCCUUGUAAUGUGAAGGAUCUAAAGUGUCCAUCCUCAUCGGAUCAGGUGGAGGCAGAGCUGCACGCUCUGUUUGACUGCUCCACUCAGAAAGUAAGUGGUCGACUAAGCCAGGGCUCCUCAGCAUCAGCCUGUUCACAGGAAAUAAAAGACCAACGUGUGACUUCAACUUUAGCUGAAAUCCGACAAUCGGAGUUGAAGUCCACUGAUAAGUCUGGCCAAGCUGCACGUCCUGCUGAAGAAAAAGGAUCUUGUGGUUUUAGUGUUAACAUGUGUGAUGACUUUGAUGAUGACUGGGAGAAUGAUGACCUACUUAAUGAUUCUUUUUUGCUGGCGAUGACCCAGAAUCCUGACCAGCAACAUGACACCAAUCCUAAAACCAUCUUGCCAGUCCACCACUCCUCUAACACUAAGACGAACAUUACUCAGUCCACCUCUGUUUGCAAGCCUACUGCAAAUACAAGCUCUGCACAUCAGCCUUCAAACUUGCACUCCAAGCCAAGCUGCAGUGCACUCCAGGAACUGUGUCCAAAACCAAAGACUACCAACCGAAGCACUUUCAAGUUAGCUCCCAAUCCUCACUUUCAGCCUAAGACGACUGCCAAGGAAGUUUCCAAGUCCAGCUUCACUGUUAUACAACCUAAAUCCGACAUGUCUGUCCAGAAAUCUGCUCCCACAAAGACGCUGUCGACUCCUCGACCUGACAAGAUCAGUAAUGAUCAGCAGAGGGAAACUAAUGUAGCUGCAGACUCUGUUAAAGACAUUUCAGACAGUUUAUGGGACAAUGGGGAUGAUGAUGCGCUGCUCUACCAGGUAUGUGACAGCGUGGAGAGGAUCUCUAACAGUCAGCCACAGCAAGUGAGCCUGAGCAACUGCCAAGAAAAACAAGAUGUUACUGUAGACAGACAGUGUAAAACCACAGCGCCUAUGCCAAUCAACGCAGCCUGGUCCGUGAAUACCGGUGCCAGUGCUAACAGACAGUCCCCAUGUGCUUUUGUUCGUUCUAACUCAUUACCGGGGACUAGCUGUGAAUCUGUGAACUACCAAGGAUGGAACAUUCCCAUGAAAGGUGCCAACAACAAAUCACGGAUGUCUCAGAGCCUCCCAGGAAGCCGCAUGAGUCUGGGGGAAUUUAGCCAGUGUAGGGAUUCCUCUGGAACUUUCCAGGCUGGGAAUGCUAAUGUGGACAUGAAGCCACAUGCAGUGACAGCCAGGGCACCACAGAACUCCAAGUCCCAUCACACAGCCUUCAAGAGAAAUGUAUCCGACUCAGCGGUUAUAAGCAACAAAGUUUUUGUCACAAGCCAGAUGACAGGGAAGUGCUCUGCAGCUGAGAUUGAGAGGAAGAAACAGGAAGCCUUGGCUAGGAGGCGACUGCGAAUGCAAAACGCCCCGAAACCAUAGGGGAGCUCCAUCUUGACUGAAGGGAUAUUAUUUUACUAAUAAACCUUUGCAAACCUCAUCAUUCAGCCACCUCCUUCACGUAGUUCGGUAUCAGAUCACCAAGUUUUGGGUGAUUUACUUGACUCUGCACAGAAAGGACCUAGUGUCUAUUAUAAACAAGUGAAUGCCUCUUGUAAGAGCAUGUUUUUGAGAAGCAAGUUUCAUGCAUGGUUUGAUGCAAGUCUUUGCUGCUGGGAUAAAAGUAAAAGAGAUUUUCUUGAGCUGUUUCACAUUUUGACUUUGAAAAUAGUUUACAUCCACUGAGUUUUAAAUAAUUCCAAAUGCUAACACAUUUUUCAUUUCAGCUCCCUGCAGGCAUUUUAAACAGAUUAUUAUUUUUUUUUGAUUUUUGCUUUUGUUAAGGUAAAUAGUUCCAUCUCAGUAUUACUUCUCAAAUGACAAUGUCAUGUGGGCUGACAGACAUUAAAACACUGUAUUGUUGAUGUUGUGCUGUAUUCUCUGCUGUAUGUGUUUGAUAAGACAUAUUGUGCCUGCAAUUUCUAUUGAUGUAUAUUUUAUCAUUUUCCUAACUUUGCAAUCAAAAGAACAUUGCUUUAGUUGAAAAUUAAGACAGUAUUUUAACACAUUUUUUUUCUUUGAAGCCAAAAUACUAAUUUACAAAAUUGAUAACAUGGUUAUUUUAUAGAUGAAAAUAAGCAUGCCAUAAUUCAGCUGAUUUAGUUUUGUUUUCCUCUGGAUCUUGUUUGUGCACGUCACUUAUUUUUAUCCUUUCCAUUUUGCACACGUCAGAAUCAAGUUUUGUACUGUUCUACAGCCUUCCUCUGUAAGGACAAUUCAUUGUAGCAAUGCUAUGCACCUUUUUACUGACCGUAAACUGUAAAUCCAUCAACAAUGAAAACAAACAACGAUGGAAAUGCAUUUUUUAUUCCCACGGGAUAAGACUGAAAUGAGGAGGAUGGCCUCUCUACAAUUCCUAGUUUUGAUCAGCUGUGUUAUGAGUGUGGACCUGUGAGGACAGGUGCGACAGCUGUUGGUGACCUCUUUGUUUCUAUCUUAGUGCCUUAGGAUGUCAAAAGGAUUUUGACUCCAUCACCUGUUACUUCACAGCAACAUGACGGACUUGGCUCUACACAUUUUCCUAAUUUAUUUUUCAUGAUGUUUGUGCCUGGUAUGAACACAAAGAAAUAUCUGAACACAGUUGGCUGCUAAAAUACACAUAAUGGUUUGUAGCUCUUUCAUUUAACUGUAUUUUCAGUUGUCUGAAAUAUAAUAAAUAAGUAAAUAAUGAAUAAACUGCUCCAAUCAUA
Messenger RNA from Micropterus salmoides (largemouth bass), 3508 nucleotides. RefSeq names its product ewing's tumor-associated antigen 1. Bases 210 to 2201 code for a protein of 663 amino acids. The transcript has 6 exons. Lineage: Eukaryota; Metazoa; Chordata; Actinopteri; Centrarchiformes; Centrarchidae. The record is from RefSeq and is a predicted model, not a curated record.